AUGCUGGAGACCAUAGCGGUGGCGGGCAUCUGGACCAGGGAGCGUCGCAGGGCGGCCAACCUCAGACAAGAAGGCGGCGACACCUGCGCGAGAUGCGGCGAGGCGAUAGAGACAGAGGAACACCGCUACUACGCCUGCCCUGCCAACGCAGAGAUAGGGCACAGCAAUGACACCGACCUGGCGGAUAAGGCGAAGGACGCGCUGGACCAGCGGCAGGUCGACCCAGACGAGGACGCGGCGAAGGCGGCGCAGAUCUUCUGCACCAGCGAAGAGGCUCAGGCGGCAGCCCAGUCAGGGCACAAGGUUCGAGCAGACUAUGUCUUCACGGACGGCUCAGGCGGUGCAGGGGCAACGGCCAAGGACCCCCGCCUCAGACGCUGCGGCUGGGCAGUGGUGGCCUUCAGGUUCGACGAGCACGGACGCCCGCAAGGAGUGGCCGCCUGGUACGGCACGAUCAGGGCGCCGCACACGGUGCCACGGGCAGAGCUCACCGCUAUGAGCAAAGCCAUCGGGUACACCACGGCGGCGACAGUCAGGGGGCUCAACAUAGUCAGCGAUUGCAAGUACGCCCUGGACGCACUCAAGCAGAUCCAGGAUCCCGAGGACCUGGACUACAGGAGCACGAACUACGACCUCUGGCUCCAGACGAAGCAGCAGCUGCAGAACAGCACGGACACCAUCAUGGGCCACCACAUCGCAAGCCACCUGAUCGAGCACCCGGCCGAGCUGGAGAGGUGGAAUGGUCCCACCUGGUGGGUCAUAGGAAACGAGAUGGCAGACAAGUACGCAGGCUGGGGAGCGGAGCAUGGAGCACUGGAGCCAGCCAUCAUCGCGCAGCAGCAGAUCAGGGACCAGCUCACCACGGCGGUGCAAAACCGGCUGCUGGCCAUCAACAUGGCGGUGACGGUGGAGGACCUCAACAAGGCCCCUCAGCGUCCCAAGGCCAAGCGCCGAAAUCCGCAGACGGCGAGGGACAGGGCAGCCCAGCUGGGACACGACCUGCGCAAGCUACAUCCGCGAUGGUGGUGUGCAACGUGUCGCAGUGGCCCAGCCAAAGGACAAAGCAUCAGAGACUGGCUGGCAGAGACGGGAGAAUGCCUCGGGCAGUACGGCGGCCACCAGGACCAGCACGGCAACGUCAGGCUCGACUUCAAGGCGGUGCAGAUCGGCACGCAGGUGGUGCACUUCUCCCACAAGACGCAGAUCUCCCAUGGCUGGCUCUGGUGCGAGAAAUGUGGCGGCACCAGCUACCUCGGGGACCACAAGAGCAGGAUCGCCAUGUCAGCCCCCAACAGCAGCAGGGCGUCGGGUCUUGGCGGACAUGCAGAGGGCAAGCUGCCAAGAGGAGCUAAGCCAACAACAGACCCAGCUGAUGAGGGUCUCAACGAGAUCACCAUGCCUGGUGAUUUCAAGCUCGGCCUGAGUAACUACGAGGCGAUCGACCUGGACGGGGACAACUCAGAGGCAGGGGACCCGCAGCCAGCUCCACAGCAGCCACCCAGCCAUCCGCACUCUGUCGUCCAAGCCAGCUGGAGGCUCGUGGACCACAUGGAGGGCUACGCGGAGCAGUGGAUGAACAUGUUCGACCAAGAGGUCUGGGACGACAUGGACGACUGGAUGGAGCACUGCGAGCUUCAGCAGAUCAAGGACUUCUGCGAAGACGUCUGGCGCAACACGCACCGCACGCGACGGAGGCUCAUGACCAGGAUGCUUACCCUCCCGCAUGGUACAAGGCAGCAGGCAGCAAGAGUGCACAUGGACGCCUUCCAGAACAGAAGGAACAACAUCCUGGCGCACAGCAUCCCCAGCAGCGAGCGCAGGCCGCUGCCGAGAACAGCGGAGGCCAGCCGAGAGUGGUCACCUGAGAACUUGGACGAUGAUGACUCGAUCCCAGACAGUGAAGCCCCAGAGCUGGAGGGCGAGCCGAGCGACCAGGAGAUGGAGACCAUGGCAGGACCCGAUCAGAGUCGCGACGCCAACAGCCUGAUGCAGACGGCCGUGCAGGUGGCAUUUACGCUGACCAAGCCAGUGGGGCCCGACCUGAUGAAGUUCGUGAGCGAAGCCGAUGAGGCCGGCCUGCUCCACCCAAGGCUUCGACAGAACAACGGAGAUGCUGACCAGGACCCCGAGCAGGAGGUGGCGUGGCUCGAGAGGAACAGGCUUGAGCAGCUCAUGCAGUCGCUGGCAGGCUGCUGGAUCCAGAAAGAGGGCGAGCAGGGCUGGCCAUCGUAG
Molecule: messenger RNA, 2232 nt
Organism: Prorocentrum cordatum
Lineage: Eukaryota; Dinophyceae; Prorocentrales; Prorocentraceae
Source: the annotation of a GenBank genome assembly